AAUCCAGCCUCUCCGCUCCGACCGCCAGGGUGCGCUGUGACGCGGCUCGGGGCCUGGCGGGAGGCCGCUCUAGCUUCGCUCGGGGAAGUCGCUGCCCUUACCUUCAGCAGGACCUCGCGCCUCUGGGUCCGCGCCCGCUGGCAUCUCCGCUCAGUCCUCCAGCUACCCACUGCCCGCCUGCCACCCACCAUGGCCCUGCUGCACUCUGGCCGUUUCCUGUCUGGAGUCGCCGCGGCUUUCCACCCAGGCCUCGCUGCCGCGGCUUCUGCCAGAGCCAGCUCCUGGUGGGCUCAUGUGGAGAUGGGACCCCCAGAUCCCAUCCUGGGAGUAACCGAAGCCUUUAAGAGAGACACCAACAGCAAAAAGAUGAACCUGGGAGUUGGUGCCUACCGGGAUGAUAAUGGAAAGCCUUAUGUGCUUUCAAGUGUCCGGAAGGCGGAGGCCCAGAUUGCUGCAAAAAAUUUGGAUAAAGAAUACCUGCCCAUUGGGGGACUGGCUGAAUUUUGUAAGGCAUCUGCAGAACUAGCCCUGGGUGAGAACAAUGAAGUGUUGAAAAGUGGCCGGUAUGUCACCGUGCAGACCAUUUCUGGAACCGGGGCCUUAAGGAUCGGAGCCAAUUUUCUGCAAAGAUUUUUUAAGUUCAGCCGGGAUGUCUUCCUGCCCAAACCAACCUGGGGGAAUCAUACACCCAUCUUCAGGGAUGCUGGCAUGCAACUCCAGAGUUAUCGGUACUAUGACCCCAAGACCUGCGGCUUUGACUUCACAGGCGCUAUUGAGGACAUUUCAAAAAUACCAGCGCAGAGUGUCAUUCUCCUGCACGCCUGUGCCCACAACCCCACGGGAGUGGACCCUCGUCCUGAGCAGUGGAAGGAGAUGGCGACAGUGGUGAAGAAAAACAAUCUCUUUGCAUUCUUUGACAUGGCCUACCAAGGCUUUGCCAGUGGUGAUGGUAACAAGGAUGCCUGGGCUGUGCGCCACUUCAUCGAACAGGGCAUUAAUGUUUGUCUCUGCCAGUCCUAUGCCAAGAACAUGGGCUUAUAUGGUGAGCGUGUGGGAGCCUUCACUGUGGUCUGCAAAGAUGCCGAGGAAGCCAAAAGAGUUGAGUCCCAGUUGAAGAUCCUGAUCCGUCCCAUGUAUUCCAACCCCCCUAUCAAUGGGGCCCGGAUUGCCUCCACUAUUCUCACAAGCCCAGAUUUGCGGAAACAAUGGUUGCAAGAAGUAAAGGGCAUGGCCGACCGCAUCAUCAGCAUGCGGACACAGCUGGUGUCCAACCUCAAGAAGGAGGGCUCCUCCCACAACUGGCAGCACAUCACUGACCAGAUUGGCAUGUUUUGUUACACAGGCCUAAAGCCUGAACAGGUGGAGCGGCUGACCAAGGAGUUCUCCAUCUACAUGACAAAGGAUGGCCGCAUCUCGGUGGCAGGGGUCACCUCAGGCAACGUGGCAUACCUUGCUCACGCCAUUCACCAGGUCACCAAGUAAUUCCCCUGGUCAGCGGGAACAGAGACAACCUUCCUGUCUUCAGCCUCUGCUGUUAUGAGAUCCACAUGGAGGAAGAGGGAGGGUGGAUGGUGGUGAGCGGAUCAUUUUUUUCAAACCACAGUACUUUAAAACUCUACGAUUGAAUGUGUUUCUCAGAAAAGAACGUGCAGUGAAAUAGGGCGGAGGCACCUGUGACUGGUGUCGGGAGCUUUGUGGCUGUAAACCAAACUCGCCCUCAUCCUUUAUUUCCAUUUUUUCCACCAGAGUUUACAUGUACGAGAAAGCGCCCCCCCCCAAAAAAAAAAACCCUGUCAAUCACACCAUUGCAAUAUUUCAGAAGCUUUAAGUGAAACACCUUUUGGUGUCAUGGGUUUCUCUGGAGAACCAGCCUGAAAACAGCACCUGUUAGAGGCUUUAUGAAAAGAUGAAGUUCUAACAUUAGCAGUCAGCCUCAUGUUUGUCCUCCCGUGACUGAGCAACUUGUCAACAAACUGUAUUAUGGAAAUCAUGUUUUAUAGCGAGUCUGCUGCCACUGUAGUGGGAGAAAAUAAAAGAUGCUCUUUCCCAUCUUAUUUAAGAAAAAGAGAAAGAAGGCUUUUCUUUCUAGUACCUGCAAGAUUUUAAUGUUCCUCUUUUCUCCCUAAUCACUGCUGUUCCUUUCCUCGGGCCCAGAGAUCUGUAACUAGCGCAGAUAUUCAUCCUGUCCUACUUACUCCCUGAGUGACCAUCAGUCCCAUCCCAUAGGAUUUAUUUAUUUAAAGAAUGAAGAACAUUAUUCACUGCUCAUCCCAAUACCCUCGCUUUUCUCAGCAAAGAAUAGCAAAGAGUAGGUAACCGCACUUUAUUUGGGCAUCCUCUGCAAUGUGAGGAUGUUGCCUCUGCCCAGCUGGCCCUCGUACCUUUGUGCAGUGUGGUUGUGCGGUCAGUCGUCUCAUCAGGAGUCAGGCAGUGCAGGGUAGAACCGGGAAAGAGGAUAUUCUGGGCUUCAGUUUUAACCUUCGUGUGCUGCCAGCUGGGCUCAGGCUUCACUCUCUGGAAAGAAAACCACCAUUUGCUCUAAUCAUGUAGACUUGUUGCAGCCUGGUUUCUCUGUUACAAUAAAGUUACUGUAGACUCAA
This is a messenger RNA of Capra hircus (goat), 2600 nucleotides long. It is a transcript of the gene GOT2, whose product is annotated as glutamic-oxaloacetic transaminase 2. The transcript is spliced from 10 exons. The record is from RefSeq and is a predicted model, not a curated record. Gene Ontology annotation, cellular component: mitochondrion. Lineage: Eukaryota; Metazoa; Chordata; Mammalia; Artiodactyla; Bovidae. Gene Ontology annotation, biological process: biosynthetic process; L-aspartate catabolic process. Gene Ontology annotation, molecular function: L-aspartate:2-oxoglutarate transaminase activity; pyridoxal phosphate binding. The coding region runs from base 190 to 1482 and encodes 430 amino acids.